CCUCUCUGAACCAUAAACCAUUCCAUCAACCCUCUCAGGGCCACCAAAAUCCUCCCAGACUGGCCCAACAUGGAGGACUUGCCCACAUCCAAAAUGGCGGCACCAGCUUCAUGAAAUCAGAAGGUGAGUCCAGAGCUGGGACUGCUGAGACAGGGAGAAGGUGAGAGUUUAUAUGGCUGCACCCUCUGUAUAUCCCAUGUUACCCCAGUCACUGUAUCUAUAGAUAUCUAUAUACACACAUUGCUCAGUGUGACCCCCAGGGGGAGGAUCUGCACCCUCUGUAUAUCCCAUGUUACCCCAGUCACUGUAUCUAUAGAUAUCUAUAUACACACAUUGCUCAGUGUGACCCCAGGGGGAGGAUCUGCACUCUCUGUAUAUCCCAUGUUACCCCAGUCACUGUAUCUAUAGAUAUCUAUAUACACACAUUGCUCAGUGUGACCCCCAGGGGGAGGAUCUGCACCCUCUGUAUAUCCCAUGUUACCCCAGUCACUGUAUCUAUAGAUAUCUAUAUACACACAUUGCUCAGUGUGACCCCCAGGGGGAGGAUCUGCACUCUCUGUAUAUCCCAUGUUACCCCAGUCACUGUAUCUAUAGAUAUCUAUAUACACACAUUGCUCAGUGUGACCCCCAGGGGGAGGAUCUGCACUCUCUGUAUAUCCCAUGUUACCCCAGUCACUGUAUCUAUAGAUAUCUAUAUACACACAUUGCUCAGUGUGACCCCCAGGGGGAGGAUCUGCACUCUCUCUCUGUAUAUCCCAUGUUACCCCAGUCACUGUAUCUAUAGCUAUCUAUAUACACACAUUGCUCAGUGUGACCCCAAGGGGGAGGAUCUGCACUCUCUGUAUAUCCCAUGUUACCCCAGUCACUGUAUCUAUAGAUAUCUAUAUACACACAUUGCUCAGUGUGACCCCCAGGGGGAGGAUCUGCACUCUCUGUAUAUUCCAUGUUACCCCAGUCACUGUAUCUAUAGCUAUCUAUAUACACACAUUGCUCAGUGUGACCCCCAGGGGGGGGAUCUGCACUCUCUGUAUAUCCCAUGUUACCCCAGUCACUGUAUCUAUAGCUAUCUAUAUACACACAUUGCUCAGUGUGACCCCAAGGGGGAGGAUCUGCACUCUCUGUAUAUCCCAUGUUACCCCAGUCACUGUAUCUAUAGAUAUCUAUAUACACACAUUGCUCAGUGUGACCCCAGGAGGAUCUUGCACUCUCUGUAUGUCCCAUGUUACCCCGGUCACUGUAUCAUAGAUAUCUAUAUGCAUUGCUCAGUGUGACCCCGGGGAGGAUCUGCACUCUCUGUAUAUCCCCUGUUACCCCAGUCACUGUAUCUAUAGAUAUCUAUAUACACACAUUGCUCAGUGUGACUCCCAGGGGGGAGGAUCUGCACUCUCUGUAUAUCCCCUGUUACCCCAGUCACUGUAUCUAUAGAUAUCUAUAUACACACAUUGCUCAGUGUGACCCCCAGGGGGGGGGAUCUGCACUCUCUGUAUAUCCCAUGUUACCCCAGUCACUGUAUCUAUAGAUAUCUAUAUACACACAUUGCUCAGUGUGACCCCCAGGGGGAGGAUCUGCACUCUCUGUAUAUCCCAUGUUACCCCAGUCACUGUAUCUAUAGAUAUCUAUAUACACACAUUGCUCAGUGUGACCCCCAGGGGGAGGAUCUGCACUCUCUGUAUAUCCCAUGUUACCCCAGUCACUGUAUCUAUAGAUAUAUAUAUACACACAUUGCUCAGUGUGACCCCCAGGGGGAGGAUCUGCACUCUCUGUAUAUUCCAUGUUACCCCAGUCACUGUAUCUAUAGCUAUCUAUACACAUUGCUCAGUGUGAGCCCCAGGGGGAGGAUCUGCACUCUCUGUAUAUUCCAUGUUACCCCAGUCACUGUAUCUAUAGAUGUCUGUAUACACACAUUGCUCAGUGUGACCCCCGGGAGGAUCUGCACUCUCUGUAUGUCCAUCACAGUCACUGUGUCUAUGAAUGUCUAUAUACACACAUUGCUCAGUGUGACCCCCAGGGGGGAUCUGCACUCUCUGUAUAUCCAUGUUACCCCAGUCACUGUAUCUAUGGAAUAUCUAUAUACACACAUUGCUCAGUGUGACCCCAGGGGAUCUGCACUCUCUGUAUAUCAUGUUACCCCAGUCACUGUAUCUAUAGAUAUCUAUAUACACACAUUGCUCAGUGUGACCCCAGGAGGAUCUGCACUCUGUAUAUCCCAUAUUGCCCCAGUCACUGUAUCUAUAGAUAUCUAUAUACACACAUUGCUCCAGUGUGACCCCCAGGGGAGGAUCUGCACUCUCUGUAUAUCCCAUGUUACCCCAGUCACUGUAUCUAUAGAUAUCUAUAUACACACAUUGCUCAGUGUGACCCCCAGGGGGAGGAUCUGCACCCUCUGUAUAUCCCAUGUUACCCCAGUCACUGUAUCUAUAGAUAUCUAUAUACACACAUUGCUCAGUGUGACCCCCAGGGGGAGGAUCUGCACUCUCUGUAUAUUCCAUGUUACCCCAGUCACUGUAUCUAUAGCUAUCUAUAUACACACAUUGCUCAGUGUGACCCCCAGGGGGGGGAUCUGCACUCUCUGUAUAUCCCAUGUUACCCCAGUCACUGUAUCUAUAGAUAUCUAUAUACACACAUUGCUCAGUGUGACCCCCCAGGGGGAGGAUCUGCACUCUCUGUAUAUCCCCUGUUACCCCAGUCACUGUAUCUAUAGAUAUCUAUAUACACACAUUGCUCAGUGUGACCCCCAGGGGGGGGAUCUGCACUCUCUGUAUAUCCCAUGUUACCCCAGUCACUGUAUCUAUAGAUAUCUAUAUACACACAUUGCUCAGUGUGACCCCAAGGGGGAGGAUCUGCACUCUCUGUAUAUCCCAUGUUACCCCAGUCACUGUAUCUAUAGAUAUCUAUAUACACACACUGCUCAGUGUGACCCCCAGGGGGAGGAUCUGCACUCUCUGUAUAUCCCAUGUUACCCCAGUCACUUUAUCUAUAGAUAUCUAUAUACACACAUUGCUCAGUGUGACCCCCCAGGGGGAGGAUCUGCACUCUCUGUGUAUCCCAUGUUACCCCAGUCACUGUAUCUAUAGAUGUCUAUAUACACACAUUGCUCAGUGUGACCCCCAGGGGGAGGAUCUGCACUCUCUGUAUAUACCAUGUUACCCUAGUCACUGAAUAAAUGAAUUGGUGUUUUUGGCAUUGUUUUGCAGGGUGGUAAUAUGUGGAGCGAGCUGGGAUGUGUGUUACGAGGAGCCUCAAGGGUGGGGCAGGCUGCAGUGGACAUGGGGUGUGAGCGCUUUCGAAUGGUCAGGAUCACCUCAACACUUGGAACAGGAAUUAAUUCAAUGCAAGCUGCUGCCGAACGAUGUGUGACAAUCUUAUUCACCCGUAGCCAGGUAUGUAUGUCUUUCACUAGGAGAGACUGGUCCAUUAAACAUGUCACUGUCAUUAGUACACUGUGACCCUGGGAGGGACUGACCCUUAAACAUGUCACUGUCAUUAGUACACUGUGACCCUGGGAGGGACUGACCCUUAAACAUGUCACUGUCAUUAGUACACUGUGACCCUGGGAGGGACUGACCAUUAAACAUGUCACUGUCAUUAGUACACUGUGACCCUGGGAGGGACUUACCAUUAAACAUGUCACUGUCAUUAGUACACUGUGACUCUGGGAGAGACUGACCCUUAAACAUGUCACUGUCAUUAGUACACUGUGACACUGGGAGGGACUGACCCUUAAACAUGUCACUGUCAUUAGUACACUGUUACCCUGGGAGGUACUGACCCUUAAACAUGUCACUGUCAUUAGUACGCUGUGACCCUGGGAGGGACUGACCAUUAAACAUGUCACUGUCAUUAGUAUACAGUCACACUAGGAGGGACUGACCCUUAAUUAUGUCACAGCACAAGCAAAACUGCUCUUAAUUACUACUGUUUGUACUAUUAGCACAAUUCAGUCAUGUUAUCUUUGUCCAGACCAGCAUUCCAGAUUCAAGAGUUCGUUCGCCUUCCCCAGAGCCCAGUUUAUCAGACUUUCCCCCAGCAGAAGAGAUGACCAGUUCCAUAGAUGGAGCCCCUGGUUCACUGUUGGCAAGGAAAGGCCCAGACUUGUCUAGAUCAGGCAUUGGGCAGAUCAGAACAUUCCGAAAUUAUAGCACGGUCAGGGGUCUGACAGCUGACGAACUCAAACGAAUGAGGGAAACCAAAUCACAGAAUGGAGCGGAGAGGCCUGGAAAAAUGAUACGACAGAAGGUGAGAGUUUUAUAUAGUGACCAGUGUAUUAACACAACUAUGUUUCUAUCUCAUCCGUUCCCCGUCUCUCUCAUUCUCUAUCUCUUCUACCCAUUUCCUGUCCCUGUCAUUCUCCUCUAUCCCAUGCUAUCAUAGUCUCUAUCAUUCUAUCCCAUGCUAGCAUAGUCUCUAUCAUUCUAUCCCAUGCUAUCAUAGUCUCUAUCAUUCUAUCCCAUGCUAUCAUAGUCUCUAUCAUUCUAUCCCAUGCUAUCAUAGUCUCUAUCAUUCUAUCCCAUGCUAUCAUAGUCUCUAUCAUUCUAUCCCAUGCUAUCAUAGUCUCUAUCAUUCUAUCCCAUGCUAUCAUAGUCUCUAUCAUUCUAUCCCAUGCUAUCAUAGUCUCUAUCAUUCUAUCCCAUGCUAUCAUAGUCUCUAUCAUUCUAUCCCAUGCUAUCAUAGUCUCUAUCAUUCUAUCCCAUGCUAUCAUAGUCUCUAUCAUUCUAUCCCAUGCUAUCAUAGUCUCUAUCAUUCUAUCCCAUGCUAUCAUAGUCUCUAUCAUUCUAUCCCAUGCUAUCAUAGUCUCUAUCAUUCUAUCCCAUGCUAUCAUAGUCUCUAUCAUUCUAUCCCAUGCUAUCAUAGUCUCUAUCAUUCUAUCCCAUGCUAGCAUAGUCUCUAUCAUUCUAUCCCAUGCUCUCAUAGUCUCUAUCAUUCUAUCCCAUGCUAGCAUAGUCUCUAUCAUUCUAUCCCAUGCUAUCAUAGUCUCUAUCAUUCUAUCCCAUGCUCUCAUAGUCUCUAUCAUUCUAUCCCAUGCUAGCAUAGUCUCUAUCAUUCUAUCCCAUGCUAUCAUAGUCUCUAUCAUUCUAUCCCAUGCUAUCAUAGUCUCUAUCAUUCUAUCCCAUGCUAUCAUAGUCUCUAUCAUUCUAUCCCAUGCUAUCAUAGUCUCUAUCAUUCUAUCCCAUGCUAUCAUAGUCUCUAUCAUUCUAUCCCAUGCUAUCAUAGUCUCUAUCAUUCUAUCCCAUGCUAGCAUAGUCUCUAUCAUUCUAUCCCAUGCUAUCAUAGUCUCUAUCAUUCUAUCCCAUGCUAUCAUAGUCUCUAUCAUUCUAUCCCAUGCUAUCAUAGUCUCUAUCAUUCUAUCCCAUGCUAUCAUAGUCUCUAUCAUUCUAUCCCAUGCUAGCAUAGUCUCUAUCAUUCUAUCCCAUGCUCUCAUAGUCUCUAUCAUUCUAUCCCAUGCUAGCAUAGUCUCUGUCAUUCUAUCCCAUGCUAGCAUAGUCUCUGUCAUUCUAUCCCAUGCUAGCAUAGUCUCUGUCAUUCUAUUCCAUGCUAUCAUAGUCUCUGUCAUUCUAUCCCAUGCUAUCAUAGUCUCUAUCAUUCUAUCCCAUGCUAGCAUAGUCUCUGUCAUUCUAUCCCAUGCUCUCAUAGUCUCUAUCAUUCUAUCCCAUGCUAUCAUAGUCUCUGUCAUUCUAUCCCAUGCUAUCAUAGUCUCUGUCAUUCUAUCCCAUGCUAUCAUAGUCUCUAUCAUUCUAUCCCAUGCUAGCAUAGUCUCUAUCAUUCUAUCCCAUGCUAGCAUAGUCUCUAUCAUUCUAUCCCAUGCUAGCAUAGUCUCUAUCAUUCUAUCCCAUGCUAUCAUAGUCUCUAUCAUUCUAUCCCAUGCUAGCAUAGUCUCUAUCAUUAUCCCCCCCCAGUCUCUAUCAUUAUCCCCCCCAGUCUCUAUCAUUAUCCCCCCCAGUCUCUAUCAUUAUCCCCCCCAGUCUCUAUUAUUCAUAUCUUUCAGUGGAAUGGGAUUUGUUUCCAUUGAACCCCCCCGUACAUCCGUCACAUCCGCAUGACCCCACACGCCUCUGCUACUACCCCCGUCUUCUAGUUUUCUCUUAUGUUCUUAUUUUUAUUCAUAUUACUUUAUUAUGGUCUACUUAUUAAUGCACAAGUACAUUCUGCAGUAGAAAAAAAAAAAUAAUAAACCUGCCCAGAACAUGAAAAAAUCUGCAGUACCAACAAAUGUGAGAAAUAUUUAUAUUUCACAGCUCAGUGACCGAGCGAGAGAGAGGAAGGUGCCUGCGUCUCGGAUGAGCCGCUUGGCAAACUUUGGAGGUAAAUAUAUGUGUGUUUUAUAUAAGCUUCCAUGUUAUAAUUCUUUGUUCGCCCAUUGACUUGUUGUUCUUGGACUCUCGCUCUCACCAGGCCUCGCGGUCAGUCUUGGAAUCGGUGCGUUGACAGAAGUCGCAAAGCAGUCUCUGAGCAGAGGAGAGAAGCAGAAUGGUGAGAGCAAAUAGGCCCAUGCUUCGUUGUACAUAGCUUGUUUGAUUGUUAGUUCUUUGGCUUGGCUUAUUCCUUGUUGCUCAGCAGGUAGCAGUUCUUACCUAAUGGCCAACCCAUUCCUGAGUGAAACUAAUGCGGAGAAAAUUGUGGACACGCUGUGCAAAGUGCGAGGAGCAGCGCUGAAGAUUGGGCAAAUGCUCAGCAUACAAGGUGCGUUAGGUGAAAUUAUGCUAACAUGGGGGGGGUUGAGGGCAGGGGUGACUCCAUUGCUCACCUGUCUGAUUACCUUUGAAAUAAUUCCCUUUGCCUGCCACCCCCAAGAAGCUUUUUGCCAUUCUGCGAUUCCACCAUACCAUUCUCAAACUCAUGAUUUGUCCUGGAGACAAUCCAAGGUUUAUCCUACGGGUUUAGUUACAGUUCCAUUCAUACAUCCCCUUCUGUUUUUGAUCUCUUAUCGUGUAUUCAUCUCGACAUUACUGGCUUCUGUUAAAUAGCAAUCAAAAAAGCGACUGAACUGUAUUACUGCUAUUUUGAAUAAUUCUGUAGAAUGUGUUGAGGAUCCAGUUACAUCAGAUAAGCCGUAGUGACAUUUACUAGGACACAUCCUAGUGAGGAACAUCACAAAAAGUUCCCUGGCUUUCCUUACUCUGAAGACACUGGUAUACGUUUUCUUAAUGGUAUUUAAAGGUGUAUACAAUAUAUAUAUUAAUAAUCUUCUUACACUUCCAGAUAACACCUUUAUCAGUCCGGAGUUGCAGAAAAUCUUUGAGCGUGUCCGUCAGAGCGCAGACUUCAUGCCAACAUGGCAAAUGACGGUGAGUUUCUAUUUACAGUAAUACAGUGACUGUUUGUGAUAUAAAUGCCAAAAUUAGCAGUAACCCCCGGCAUUUUUUCCUGUGUAUUUAUUUAUUUGUUUCCAACAAACAGAAAGUUCUAGAGGAGGAACUAGGUUCAAAUUGGAGAGAUAAGUUGGAUUCCUUUGAAGACAGACCUUUUGCUGCAGCGUCCAUUGGUCAGGUUCAUUUUGCAAAGUUAAAAGAUGGCCGCGAGGUGGCUAUGAAGAUCCAGGUGAGAGAGCGAUUAUGCAUUAUACUUCUCUUGUGAAUGGACUAUAAUUUCCCUUUAUUUCAUCAAAAUAUUGGCAAAUUACUGUGUAACACUUUCUGCUCCAUGCGAUUCUGAGACUUAAAGCGGUUUGUUUGUGGAGAAUGGAUUAGCAGCAAUUCAGCGCUAGUUAAUCGGGUUUACUUGAUACAGAUAUUUUGGCUGUAUAAAGAAGUGAAACUCAUUCCAAGCAGGGAGGCCAUCCUGAGGAUGCCUUGAAUCCUUCUGUUUGUGUCAAAGCACUUGAAAAACGUUUGACAAAACAAGAGCAUUUAUAAAGUCUUUGCACAAUAACAACUCUGAUCAUCUGUAAUAUAAUCAACAGUAAUAAUGUUAUGGUGCUUAGAGCCUCUCUUUAAAAGGACUUGUUAAAAAGCUUUGUGUGAACAGUGCGUCCUCUUUUUUGAUUUUAGAAAAAGUGUAGAUUUGAAAAGAAAUUGGCUUUUAAAAAAAAUUAUUAAAAUGAUUACACCACACUGGCUGUCGAUCAGACAAGCAGUCUUGUUACUUUCUGGUUUGUUUAGUUCAGAGACGCUAAACUCAAGAGGCAGAUAUUGCCCAGAGCCCCUGCCUUGCAAAGACUUCUCAUUGAGCUGUAUUGGGAAGUCUGUGAUUGGACAGCCACAGAAAGACUGGGUGGUAAAGAAGGGGAGGGCUUGCAAAGAUGCAGACAAGAGAUCUGCAGGUAUUGCAAGAGGUUUUUAGAUAUAGCACCAAUUAAAACUUGCAUAAAUAAAUGUUCUCAUUUCGGGUAUGUCUACUAAAUGAUGAUUUUUAUUUAUUUUGUAUUUGGGCAGUGAAGUAUCUCUUUAAGUUUCCUGAGAUGCCAGGCUGUGGCCAAGCACACUUUUAUGUUUAAUCCCCCCAAAAAUUUAAAUUGAGGUGUAUUUAAAAAAAAAAAAUAAUAAAAAAAUAUAGUAAUACGACUAUUCACAAACUGUCAAAUCAUUCUCCUGAUCUCAGCCAGUCCCAGAAUUUAGCCAUGUACCCGUUCUUUCACCCCGUUUCUGCAGUAUCCGGGAAUCGCUCAGAGUAUAAACAGCGACGUGGACAAUCUUCUGGCAAUACUGAAAAUGAGCGUGGUUUUUCCUGAAGGUAGGUGUUAAAUGCUAUAAUCAGAGACUGUUUACACUGCUCUACUACAUGGACGCCAUUUCAUUUAUGAAUAUUUCAUACUAUUGCACCUCGCGUCUUAAAUAUUUAAAGGAUAACUGUCAUCAAUUUUUUUUAUUUUUUUUUUAAAUUCACGUGUUUUGAAUUUUUAAAUAAAUAAUUUGUCUACCCUUCCUACUCGCCCUUGCUGGCAGCCGUCUUCAUGGGUCAUCCGUUAUCCCAAUCAGUGCUUGCUAUUUUGAAACAGUCCGUUGCUGUUAAAAAUCUUCUGUCUGAUGAUUUUGAAAAGCCACGGGCUUUAGUGAGAUAGCGGCAGUCUGACUGAAGGUGCCUGAAGCUGACUGGUGGAAAGGGUAGGGUGGUAUAUUACAACAAAGAUGUUAUUAAGAAAAUUAUGACCGUUAUCAUUCAAUGUAAAACCCAGAUUUAUCACAUGGAUCUGUUGUGGCUGAUAAUUGGGAUUCUUUCUUUUAUCUCUGGGUUAAAUUAGACCUGUUUUUAGACCACCCAUCGAUUUGCUAAUGCUAUGUAUUUUAUAAAAGUUUUAACCAUGUUCUUGUGUUACAGUUUAUAUAUGAAGUACAGACACCAGCUAUGCUAGUGCUUGGUGGGGUUUACUGAGGGUACCUAUAUUUUAAGCAAGUGUUCCUAUUCCACGACUUGUGCAUGCGCAGUAUUUAACGAAACACUAGCGUUUCCUAAGCUAUUCUGCGAUUAUAACAUACAAAUUGUUUGAAGAUUUUGCUAAAGUGCUUAUAAGGACGCUGUAGGAACCAUAACCAUAACUAUUUUUGAUAUUAGUUUAAUUUUCAAUGAGGGUUCUUGCCUUUCCAUGCCCUGUCUCCACAGGAGGUGUGGCUACGGCAGAGGUAAUAAACGUCAUACCAAUUCAUACCUGCAAUAGCACUGUGAUAGGCCGAAUGUGGUCAGCUGACACAUUCAGUCAAUCACAGCUGCUCAGGCUAAUGCUUCCUCAUUAGCCCAAGCAUCAUGGAAGGGAUAGGAUUCUAGGGAGUCUUUACUGUUAAAAGAUUAAACAAGGUCUAACGGUGACUGGAAGGACAGCGCCAGGGGAAACCACACGCUACAGACACUAUAGAGAGAUGAAGCAGUUAUGGUGCCUACAGUGUCCCUUUUAAAGUAGUUCUGCCACUAAAAAUAUGUUUUUCUAAUCUGCUUUUAAAUAGCUCUCUGGGGCUUUAGAUUUCAUACAAUGUAUAAGGAAAAGUAGGGACUGUUUUUUUUAAAUUCUUUCUAUGAAUAGCAGUCACGAUAACAAAACUUAAUAAUAGGCAGAGUUUAAGGUGAGGUUCUGUUUCAGUUGCCAAUCAAAUUUACCUAAAGUCUGUCAGUAAACGCAAUGCCACAGAAGGGCAAACUGCAGAUAUUGAAAUCAGACACAAAGAAUAAAGGCUAAUAAAAAAGGCAGGGGGCACAGAGAAAAGUAAACUGAAAGAAAUGACUGUGUCAGCGUCGCUUUAAGUUGGUAAGUUUGUGCGAUCUUAGAGGGAUUCGGUGUAUGGAGUAACACAGUGCAAAGCCAGGGUUAGGGUGCACACCAAGCACAGGGGAGAGGGAUUGUCUGCCUGACUCACAAAUAUAACUUCACACUGAAUGUGUAUAAACCGUACAUCACAAUACUGUUGGAAAACAAAAUGUCUUGCAACUGCAGAAAGCAUAAUGCAGCAAACCUCUACAACGUUUACAUAUAUGAAUUCUGAGUGGUAAAAAUAUGGCAGUCCAGUGAUGUCUUCCACGUAGAAUAUUCUUACGCAGCCACGGACACAGUCUGACACGAAGUGAGCAUUCGUUCCCACGCAGCACAUCUCUUUAAUGCUACGUUUUCUCCUUACCCUGCAGGAUUAUUUCCUGACAGUAGCAUCCAGGUUCUGCAGAAAGAGCUCUCCUGGGAAUGCGAUUAUAAACGUGAAGCCAGCUGUGCAAAGCAGUUCAGGUAAAUAAAAUGGAACAUUAGCAAAUGGUGCAGGGAAUGUAACUUAUUACCAGGUAAAGGUCACUGUCUGCGCAAGAGGCGUGGCCAACAUUCUAAUCUUCAAAAAUAUUAUUAAUAGCUAACCUUAGCACUGCUCUCAGAAGUAAUCUACAUUUCCCAUGAUGCUUCAUACAGUAAAUCAUAUGGAGUGCCAAGAUUAGCCUCCACAGAAUAAGGAAGCCUUUCUGCUGAGAUGUCUUCCAUUCCCGAUUUAACCCUACAGAAACGUAAUAACUGGGAUGUAAGAUCCACACUGGCCAUUCUGUCCCCAAAUUGAGCAGAUUAUUAUUAUAUUGUGUGUGUGUGGUUCACAUGCCUUCAAGUUCUGUAUAUCCACAUUCCAUAAUCUACCUUGUCUCCAACAGACAGCUCCUGAAUGGCGAUCCCUUCUUCUGCGUUCCACAGGUCAUUGAUGAGCUCACAACGGAGCGGGUACUAACGCUGGAACUGGUGUCUGGAGUGCCACUAGACCAGUGCGUGAACCUGGACCAAGAGACACGGAAUCAGGUUAAUAACUAUCCUGGGCAUCUAAUAUAACCAAUGGGUGCACUCUACAGGUUCCUUUGUGAAGGAAGAACUGUGGGCUAUUAGCAUGGGAACCAUAGUUUUAGGCCAGAGCUAAAAAAAAUUUUUUAAAAAGCAUAGAUGGAGGAAUUUAUUUCAAUUUGGCCUGAAAUACGCACUUUCACUGUCCGUCCCUAGUUUAGAGGAUAUGAUGGGAGUGAGGAGGAUUCGCCACUUGGUAGCAAGUCAGAGGGUCAGUUCAUGUUUGUCUCCGUUCCUGUAUUCCCAUGGCAAACUGUGAGACACUUGUAGUUCUGGAUCACACUGUGAUGUGUCCAUCACACACUCUCAUACUUCCUCCCUGUUUCCAUAUUUAACAUUUUAUCUAUUAUACUGUAGGAUUGCGCCACUCGCUCUGCCGUUCUCUGAUUUCCUAUUUCUGUCCUCUCCUAAUAUAUUGCAGAAUCACACCAUGCUAUCUCUGUACCCUUUAUCCUUCCACAUUUUACCACUCACUGCUGUAUUUACACUAAUAUUAUUAUUAUCUUUGGCAUUUAUAUAGCUCUUUACAAUAUUACAAGAGGGGGAGAUUUAACAAUAAAUGAGACAAUUACAAAAACAGGAACAGUAGGUUAAAGAGAACCCUGCGCAAACGAGCUUAGUCUAUUUGUUGUGAUGGAUGCCGUUCUCACCCCACUCCUUAUAUAUAUAUUUCAGAUAUUAUAUGUUCUGUGUGACUCCCCCAUAUUACUGCCUGUUAAAUUGCAGGAUCACGCCGUGGGAUGCGAUGACACCGCUCUCACCUGCCCUCUCUUUAUUUUAGAUCUCGUACAACAUCCUGCGUCUCAGCUUACAGGAAAUCUUCCAGUUUCGCUUCAUGCAGACAGAUCCAAACUGGUCAAAUUUCUUCUAUGACGAAGAGAAAAAUAAGGUAAGUGGACAGAGAUCUGGUAAGUCGAUGCAGGUUCAUUCAUUUUUAUUUUUAUUUUUUUUUAAUUUUUUUUUUAUUGGACCUGGAUACUACAGAAAAUACUGCAUUUACCAAAGAAUAAAAAAAAACAGUAUUCCUAAACCACUCUGCACCCCACGUGUUCCCUCUCUUCAAAGAGGCAGAGCAUAUACUCCUUUGUACCAACGCCAUCCUCUGCCAGUCUUGUACUGACCGACCCCUCCAACCCUCUCCAAACCUACCACCCCGUAUACUCUUUAUUUUCUUGUUUUAACUAAUAUUAGCAUUUAACUUAAUCUUCCCUAGAUUAAUCUACUGGAUUUUGGUGCUAGUCGAAAAUUUGGAGAGGAAUUUACAGAUGAUUAUAUUGAGGUAGGUUCUUCUAAUACAAAGACUACAAUACCACAGACAACAGGACACCUACCUCUCACCUCCUCCUAAUACACAGACAUCAGGACACCUACCUCUCACCUCCUCCUAAUACACAGACAUCAGGACACCUACCUCUCACCUCCUCCUAAUACACAGACAUCAGGACACCUACCUCUCACCUCCUCCUAAUACACAGACAUCAGGACACCUACCUCUCACCCCCUCCUAAUACACAGACACCGGGACAGGUACUUCUUUCUAUACUUGACUGUAUGUGUAGAAUAUAUGAUUGUAUAUCCGUGCAUGGUGUAUACUAAUAAUUCAGUAUAUGCAGUAUGUAAAUAAUAAGAGUUUGGUUUAAUUACUAGGAAAUUAAUUGAAAUGUGAAAUUAUAAAAAAACUAAUUGUGUAGGCAGUGUGUUAAUGUCUACUUAUUAUUACCCCUGGUGUCUAUAAUAUCAGCCUGCAGCUUUUUCAUAUAAAUAAUGAUCUAAAAUAAAACUUCUCAUGCAGGUUGUUAAGGCGGCUGCAGACAGCAAUAGAGAAAAAGUUCUGCAAAAAUCUCGGGACCUUAAAUUCCUAACAGGGUUUGAAACUAAGGUGAGUGACACGUCCCCUGUCCUGGUACUAGUGGGGAGUCUUCACUGACCUAAGACAGUUAUUCACCAGAGUGAGAAUGCAAACUGAAUUUGUAAACUUAGGCCAAAGCUGAUUUAGAGAAUUAUUACAGUUUGGCUAUUAUUAAUUAGAUUUUUAAAUGAUUUUGAGUUCUUAAUUUAGUGGAUAUCCCUGCAAGUGUCUCCAUGCUGUGCCGGUCCUCAUCACAAAGCAUCGGUGUUACUGGUCCAUAUAAUUGGUGUUACUGGUCCAUAAUAUCGGUGUCAUUGGUCCAUAGCAUUGGUGUUACUGCUCCAUAGCAUUGGUGUUACUGGUCCAUAAUAUCGGUGUCAUUGGUCCAUAAUAUCGGUGUCAUUGGUCCAUAAUAUCGGUGUUACUGGUCCAUAAUGUCGGUGUUACUGGUCCAUAAUAUCGGUGUUACUGGUCCUUAAUAUCGGUGUUACUGGUCCAUAAUAUCGGUGUUACUGGUCCUUAAUAUCGGUGUUACUGGUCCAUAAUAUCGGUGUUACUGGUCCAUAAUGUCGGUGUUACUGGUCAAUAAUGUCGGUGUUACUGGUCCAUAAUAUCGGUGUUACUGGUCCAUAAUGUCGGUGUUACUGGUCCAUAAUGUCGGUGUUACUGGUCCAUAGCUGAGUUAGUUCGGUGUAUAUAAUGCAUUUCACAUUGUACAUUGACCUGUCUUUAAUGGUAAUCACGUGUGUGACCUGCUCUGUAUAUAACUUGAUAGCUGUUUUGACCAAUCCGGCCUGACUGAUAUAUACAGUAGGCAUUCUAGUUUGUGUUGUAAUUAGUAAAAAUGUAUUUAUUUCAGUUAUAUUAUAGGUAUUUUUAUUUUCUUUGUUCUAUACGUCACUGAGAAGCACUUCACACUGAAGGGUUAUUUCUUUGCAUCUGAUUAAGUGCUUAACGUUCCCGAAAGUGUGCAAGACGUCCCCCUAAUCUCCACCUGCUUUAAAUAAUAAGUGAUGGACUAUAUCUACCCCAAUCCCCCCACAUCCCCCUGUGCUCACACAGUCCAUUCCAUUCUAUCACCUUCCAUUCUGCAGCUUCUCAUGCACCACAAGGUAACUAGAUCUGGACUUCCUGUCUGUUUACCUCUCCUUCACGCCCACAUGUCGUUCUUCGUUUUGCACUGUUAGAUGCAGCUUUCUCCUAGAUUGUAAGCUCCUUUGUCACGACUCUCUUUACUCUGUCUUUCUGUUCACAGUGUCUGGUUUGACUUGCUUGGUUAAUGCUUCUUUUUGUGAAAUUAUAAAUUACUGCGGAAUUAUUUGGGCUAAUAUCAAUUUUAUUAAUAACUGGGCUUGAAUUUCAUUUUAGUGAAUGAGUGUGCAGGGUGCCUCGCUAUGUUCAAUGCGUGGACUCUAGGAUGGUUGCCCCAUCCUUUAAUUAAUGCUGUACAAUCAAAAGCUGCUUUUAAUGAAUUCUGGCUAAUUGAAUGAAAGAAUUCUCAGAGAGAGAAUAUCUCUAUAUAGUGCUACUACCAGAUUCAUUACCGUUUCUCCUUUGUCUGGGGUUGCAUUAGCCUUGUGUUGUUUAUUUAUUUAACUUUCUGUUUUUAUAGAUUUUAUUUAUUUUUCCCCUUUGAUCCAUUCUUUUCUUGCAGACUGUACCUGCUGAAACCCAUAACCUUUUACCUGAUGCCUGUAGCGAUUUUAUUGUUAUUUUGUUCUGGGAGUCACUAGACGUUCCAUUACACUCCUGCUAGUCCUAAGAUAGUUCUGCGUCCUGCAUCCUGUGAUCCGAUGGCUAUUAUUUCCCUUAGUAAUCAUUUCUAUUUGAAUCCAUGGAUAUAAAGAUAAUGAAGGACUUAACUGUCCCCAUAAACCGCUCCCUGCUCUUCCAAAUGCCCUCUGAUUCAGAGCAGAUUUAUUAUGUUUUUGAGCUUCAUUUUAAUAACAACAAAUCUCUUAAAUUUGCUUCCAAAUACCGUAAUUUCAUUUUUAAUUUCAUUGCAGCCAAAAGACUUUUCACCCUCAGGGGGAGAAUAUGUCUUUGUCUCGAUUUUAAACGGGUCAGAGAUCCCUAGGGGAGAGAUUUAAUUAUACAAUGAAUGAUCAAUAACACAGCUUCUAUCACAGCUAAUGUGUUCAUUCUCAGUUAUAUCCGUCAUGUGUAUUUUAGCACAGCACUAUUCUUCUAGAAUUUGACAGAACCGAUCCUUUCGGGUCUUGUUGAGUUCCUGUAGAGACUUCGGUGAGCAAUCAGCAGUCCUAGCGUAAACGAAAACCCGCGGAGCCAUAAUCUCAUUAUUAAGGGAUUUCCAGGGACUUCUGCUUGUAUUUCAUAAACACCGUCCCAGUCAAAGCCCCAGUACGUCUGAAAAAAAAUAUAUAAUAAAAAUAUCUAAUCCCCUGUUAUAGAGGCUGAUUUUAUACCCCUUGUCUGCCUAGGACACAAGGAAGACAGAGCGAAGGCAUUGCUCAAAAAUACACUUCGGAAUCUCCUAAAAUCUGUCAAACUGUUCCCACGUGUUUGGAGGUGUUUCUUGUAGAGCGAAUAGGAUUUAUAUAUAAAAAUUACACAAUGAGUGAUCAAUAACACCGUGUCUAUCACAGAUAAUGUGUUCAUUCCCAGUCAGAUCCAUUUCUUUCUGUGUAUGUGUUAAUUGGUUAUACGGUUUUAUUGAUUGGAGAUUUUUGUAUAGUUUUUGUUUAUUUUCCUUUUUUUACCAUUUUUCUAACAUUGCUUUGAAAGUAAGACUUAGAAAUAAGCUGUUUCUUCUCUACAGGUCUUCGAAGAAGCUCACAUAGACGCAGUAAUGAUCCUCGGAGAGGCAUUUGCUUCAGAAGAGCCGUUCAAUUUUGGCACACAGAGCACUACAAGCAGGAUCCAUGACCUAAUCCCAGUCAUGCUAAAACACCGACUCACUCCACCACCAGAAGAAUCCUACUCACUGCACCGCAAAAUGGCAGGCUCCUUCCUGAUCUGUGCCAAGCUGCGAGCCAUAAUCCCGUGCAAGGAGCUAUUCCAGGGCAUAUACCGCCAAUACUGGGAGCAGCGACAUGGGGGAGAGCAAGCGAUAAGCUCAUAGUCAACUUCUUUUCCAGCUUGGAAAUGGGUAUAAUGAUUCAGUGCCACCACAGCCUGUGAUCUGCUGCCACGGAGAUGGGAACCUGCUAACGUGUUAUCCAUGUGUUUAUAAGACUUGCAUUCAGAGACCCAGGAAAGUGAGGGGGGCUGCCAGGUGAGGACAGGUGGAAAGCAUUUCUGGUGCAUAGUGGGAUGGAGAGAGAGAAGAAACAGAAGGUUAAAUUGGGAAAACAAGUGAGGAUAAAUAGCACAUAUAUAUAUAGCCACCUUUCCACACUUCCACCAAGAAGAAUAUUUAAUCCAGACAUUGGAUGUAUAGCUUUCAUUUGAUUAAUUACCCACAUGUCACAUUGUUGUGAAAGGAGCCUUUAAUGUUCUCAUUAAUCUCUCUAUUUCUCACACAGACCCACCAAGAACAGAGAAUUGAAGGCUGUUCCUGUCACUGCAGGUCCUUGUUAACUACAUUUCCCAUUAUGCACAUUAAACAUUUGGGGUAUAAGCAUCAUGGGAAAUGUAGUUUGUGAAGAUGUGCAGUGGCAUGGUUAACCAUUACUAACUUGGAGCCAAUCUCAUGUCAUUCUGUUUGUAAGAAAAGAAAGAAAAAUCCUAAUCAUAAAGUUAUUUGCCUUUAGAAGUAAAUUAAAGUGAAAUGUCCGUUCUCAAGGAGUUUCUGAUUAUACUUACUUCCCCGUUUAUAUUUAACAGCUAUAUAUGUGAAAAGUAAAAAUAAAUGUAGGAAUUCACAGCUCUUUAUCCUGUAACUGGGCGCUGCCAUUUUAGCUCCCUGUCAAUCAUUGUUAUAAGCUCCGCCCUUUACACCUGGCAGUCAGUAUAGAGAGAGCCGCCUCCAUCUUAGCUCCCUGUCAAUCAUUGUUAUAAGCUCCGCCCUUUACACCUGGCAGUCAGUAUAGAGAGAGCCGCCUCCAUCUUAGCUCCCUGUCAAUCAUUGUUAUAAGCUCCGCCCUUUACACCUGGCAGUCAGUAUAGAGAGAACCACCUCCAUCUUAGCUCCCUGUCAAUCAUUGUUAUAAGCUCCGCCCUUUACACCUGGCAGUCAGUAUAGAGAGAGCCACCUCCAUCUUAGCUCCCUGUCAAUCAUUGUUAUAAGCUCCGCCCUUUACACCUGGCAGUCAGUAUAGAGAGAGCCGCCUCCAUCUUAGCUCCCUGUCAAUCAUUGUUAUAAGCUCCGCCCUUUACACCUGGCAGUCAGUAUAGAGAGAGCCACCUCCAUCUUAGCUCCCUGUCAAUCAUUGUUAUAAGCUCCGCCCUUUACACCUGGCAGUCAGUAUAGAGAGAGCCGCCUCCAUCUUAGCUCCCUGUCAAUCAUUGUUAUAAGCUCCGCCCUUUACACCUGGCAGUCAGUAUAGAGAGAGCCGCCUCCAUCUUAGCUCCCUGUCAAUCAUUGUUAUAAGCUCCGCCCUUUACACCUGGCAGUCAGUAUAGAGAGAGCCACCUCCAUCUUAGCUCCCUGUCAAUCAUUGUUAUAAGCUCCGCCCUUUACACCUGGCAGUCAGUAUAGAGAGAGCCGCCUCCAUCUUAGCUCCCUGUCAAUCAUUGUUAUAAGCUCCGCCCUUUACACCUGGCAGUCAGUAUAGAGAGAGCCCCUCCAUCUUAGCUCCCUGUCAAUCAUUGUUAUAAGCUCCGCCCUUUACACCUGGCAGUCAGUAUAGAGAGAGCCACCUCCAUCUUAGCUCCCUGUCAAUCAUUGUUAUAAGCUCCGCCCUUUACACCUGGCAGUCAGUAUAGAGAGAGCCCCCUCCAUCUUAGCUCCCUGUCAAUCAUUGUUAUAAGCUCCGCCCUUUACACCUGGCAGUCAGUAUAGAGAGAGCCGCCUCCAUCUUAGCUCCCUGUCAAUCAUUGUUAUAAGCUCUGCCCUUUAC
Molecule: messenger RNA, 18034 nt
Organism: Pelobates cultripes (western spadefoot toad)
Lineage: Eukaryota; Metazoa; Chordata; Amphibia; Anura; Pelobatidae
Source: the annotation of a GenBank genome assembly